AAUAACGAUGCAUCAGAUACUUACACAGCUGCUGGUUCUAUCUCGAUGCAGGCCUCUUCGUCCUUUCUCUGACAGUUCUGUGGGCGCCGUGUUUGAUCACCUGGAAUCCUGGAACGGUCAAGCUCUGAUGAACCAGUGGACACUCAGAGUUCUGGGAGCGCAACACACCUAUUCGGGUCGCAUUGGGAACAUCAUGGUUGGCCUGAUGGAUUGUCAUAAGUACGCCUUGGGCAACCCAUGGGUGGAGAACGAAUAGAUGCACCAAUUCCCAUGACUCUGCAUAACUUAUGCAGUUACAAAGACUAUUUUACAGUUCUGAACGCAGUAUGGGUCUAACUGCAGAUUCGCACAAAACCAAG
Messenger RNA from Aspergillus alliaceus, 359 nucleotides. RefSeq lists its product as uncharacterized. The coding region runs from base 8 to 256 and encodes 82 amino acids. The transcript has a single exon. The record is from RefSeq and is a predicted model, not a curated record. Lineage: Eukaryota; Fungi; Ascomycota; Eurotiomycetes; Eurotiales; Aspergillaceae.